AUGGCGACAUGUCGGUUGAUGACAAACCUCACUCUGGACGUCCAUCAACUCUCGAAUCGUCGAGAGCUUGUGCUUGCAGACUGUCGACUGACAAUCGAUCAACUAUCCGUAAGUAGUGAGUUGUCCUGGAGUUCGGUUCAGCGAAUUUUAACAGAUUUGGGAAUGAAACGGGUUGCUGCCAAGUUUGUUCCUCGGGCUCCGACUGACAAUUAUAGAGAACACCAAGUUGAAACAUAUCGUACUUUAAAACCACAGCUUGAAUCUGAUCCAAAUUUCCUGUCAAAGAUCAUCACUGGUGAUGAGACUUGGUGCUACGGUUAUGACCCAGAAACGAAGCAACAGUCAAGUCAAUGGAAAACGCCGUCGUCCCCCGUCCAAAGAAUGUCGUCAAGUCAAGUCAAACAUCAAAAGAAUGCUGAUUUGAUUUUUUUGAUGUCAAAGGCGUUGUCCAUUCCGAGUUUGUUGUGUUUGUAA
This is a messenger RNA of Acanthoscelides obtectus, 474 nucleotides long. The record is from the annotation of a GenBank genome assembly. Lineage: Eukaryota; Metazoa; Arthropoda; Insecta; Coleoptera; Chrysomelidae.